UCGGCGCAAUAUAACCCCAUUGCAUUGACUACAGAUAAUUACUUUGUCCAUCCCCUCCCUUUCCGUUACAUUUACUUUACUUCAACCUUUUUUUCAUCUCAUCGAAGCAGCCCGAUCUCGCAAUGACUUCCUACACUUCGCCCAUUGCACCUACAAGCCCUCCAUAUGCUUUAUCCCAGGACCCGGUUUCACCAUUACUUCAGUCGUGUACAGUAGAGCCAGCAAUCGCUGCAGUCAGAUCAAAAAUCGCCGCCUCUGCAUCCCUCAACUCUUCUCUUCUCAAUUUGCUCAUGUUGACCAUGGAUGCACCAGCUGCCCUCGGCCACAUGAGCACCCAUAUCACUAUUCUCCGGACCGAGCUUUCUGCCCACAGUGUAGCCCUCGAGGCACUGCAGAAAAAGGCUCUACAGACACUGAGGCGGCACGAGUUAUUCCGGGACUCGAUAGUCCGCCGUUUGACCUACCGCAUCACAGCUAUGACCGCGAAGUUCCGGGAAAAGUCGCAUGUAGCGGAGAAAGAGUACACAGAAACAGUGAAAGAGCUUUCAAGAGCCGAGACAAGGCUAAAGUUGCUAGCGGCCAAGCUGCAAGAGGCGGAACAGGAGCGAAAGAAGCUAGAACAGCAAGCGGCGGAGCAUAGAGAAGCACACAGAAAGAUAGAUGAGCUUUACGAGUCUGUUUUCGCUGGUCCCACGCCUGGAUUUGCAGAGGAGGAUAAGAGGGAGAGCGCAUAUGACGUGGCGCUGCAAAAUCUUGAAAGAACGAAGAAAGACUUGCUGGCAGCACGGAAGGCAGUCAGGUCACUGGUUCAGACGGGCAAUGCUUUUAAGAGAGCAGGCAAUUUUCUUGUGCAUGCGGUGAAUGCGGUCGAUGCGAGCUUCUUCCUUGCACUUAGUGGAGCUGAGGAGGAGAUCAAGACUCACGAGCGUUACCGCACGAUGGCCUUGUCCUUAGUAGAACAUACAAAGGACAGCCUGCGUCCAAUGGACCGGAAGGCCGAAGAGGUGGCGAAGAGGCUAUCGGACACGAUCAGAAAGGGUGUCGUGAAUCUGGAAGACAUCUCAUCAAAGCAACUCUUUCUUGAUUCCGUCGCUGAGGCGGGAAAAGACUUGAAUGAGGCAGCGGUCUUGCUUGAUCAACUGAAGGCAUUGGUGAAGGAAAAAGAAAGAACAGCAGCUCAAAAUCUCGGACAAACUGCAAGGGCACUUGAAGACGCAAGGCAAGCCUUGCAGGAGGUUCGGCAAGAAGCAUUCGAGAAGGUAGUCGGUUUCGGCGCAGCCCCGCCCGCAUAUCACGAGUGUUGUGAUCGCUCAAGUCAGUUUGAAGAAGCUGCGGAUGAUGGAAGUGUUCUUAGCGAUACUUUUGUUGAUCAGGAGUUCGUUGAUGCUCCCUCCUCGGAUGCGCAUAGCCCUCAGACGCCCUCGGAGACCACACCCUAUUAUUCUCCAAGUUUUCUCCAUUCAAACGCAUUCUCUCCUAGCCCUGACGUAGUCAGUGCCUUGGACCCGUGGGCACCAAGUCGAAAACUUGCUCGUGGAUGAGUAUUAUGUCGAAGCGCGUUUCUAAACAAAUAGCUGGGCUUGUCAUGCAGAUUUCUAAGGAUCCGUUAAUUUUAUUCGUAUCAUGCUCCACGAUUCGAUACUGCCGCUAUCUAAGUAACUAGCGAGGUAGCAGGUUCAAAGAAAGGAAGGCUUACAAUCCAUUUGAAUC
Molecule: messenger RNA, 1710 nt
Organism: Mytilinidion resinicola
Lineage: Eukaryota; Fungi; Ascomycota; Dothideomycetes; Mytilinidiales; Mytilinidiaceae
Exons: 1
Coding region: 123-1541 (472 amino acids)
Source: RefSeq, a predicted model, not a curated record